Molecule: messenger RNA, 4911 nt
Organism: Camponotus floridanus (Florida carpenter ant)
Lineage: Eukaryota; Metazoa; Arthropoda; Insecta; Hymenoptera; Formicidae
Product: transmembrane protein adipocyte-associated 1 homolog
Exons: 7
Coding region: 444-2426 (660 amino acids)
Biological process (GO): G protein-coupled receptor signaling pathway
Cellular component (GO): plasma membrane
Molecular function (GO): G protein-coupled receptor activity
Source: RefSeq, a predicted model, not a curated record
AAAUCGCGUCGAACUCUCGAUAAAGCAUCUUCCGAUUCCCUGAUGCUUGCCCGCGCGAUUUAACGUCAAAAUCCACCCGAUAUCGCAAGGACGAGCGCAAAGCUGAGCUGAAUGGAUCCUGGAAUCACUCGAAUCUCGUAGCAGAACGCCAAUUGAAGCGCACGAGCGUGAAGGAAGAUACGAUAGAGAAAGAGAGACAGAAAGAGAGAGAGAGGGAGAGAGAGCGAAGGAGACAGCUGAGCCAGCGAGAGCGAGACGGAGACAGAGAGAGAAGAGCGUAGAUACUCUGGAAAGUCGGAAGCAUCACGAAGUUCGUCACGCAUCGUGUGCCUGUCACGGCUGGCUGAUAAAAGCGCGCCGUUUCCCAGGGAAAAAUGAGAGCGAUGUCUUCAUACUCGUGAAACUGGAAGGAGAAUCUGACAGAACGCUCGAGAAAAUAGGAAAUGUACGGCGCCGAGAGGGAGGAAGUGUCUGAAAGCUGGUUACAUACGUAUGAUCUGAGCAGUACUAUGAUUCCCAAUAUAAGUACGGCCAUGGACGAUGAGGAGCAUUUUUGCAAGCUCAUCUUAUACAAAGAGAUCAAGGAUUCAAGAGUCCGAAUAUGGGAUGUCAUCAUUCUAGUACCGAAUCUCUUGUUCCUUCUAUUCAUCGCCAUGCGAUUCAACAGAGCGAGGCUUAAGUUACGUGCAACGAGUAGUCCGAUAUUUUUAGCAUUUUACGGUCUCGUUAUUUGUAACGUAGUUAUAUCAGUCGUACGCUGCAUUGUAUCGAUGACAGUAAAUGCAGCGGCAACAGUUGGCGGCAAAGCCGACAAGGUUUUGUGGGUCACCGUGAGAUUUUUUCUACUAUCUACCGAGAUGAGCGUUGUUAUAUUUGGUCUAGCGUUUGGCCACUUGGAUAGUCGUUCUAGUAUUCGUAGAGUCUUACUCGCUACGUCAUUUAUAGCACUGGCAUUUACAAUCACUCAAGGAACGUUGGAAUUAGUUUUGCCAGAUGAUACAUUUCAUAUUCCCAGCCGUGAUUUUUACGUGUUUGGUCAUGGUGGUAUGAUGUUUUGGUUUUGUAGCAGUCUCGUUUUUACUACGAUAUAUCUCUUCAUAUUAAUACUGCCAUGGACACGGUUACGGGACCGCCUAGCACUUCCUACACGGAAAAGCUUUUACAUUUAUGCUGGAACGCUAGCGACAUUGGAUCUAGUGCAAUCAAUUGGCGCAGGCUUUCUAAACUACACGCAAAAUCCAGUGGGAUUAUGCAUUGUAGACUUCACAGCAGCAGUGUAUUUAAGUCUUUUUACUCCUUUGGUUUACCAUACAUUCCUAUCGGAAUUCUUCGGGGUUUCACAACCUUCGAUAAUGUUCUCUUACAAAGCGCAAGUAGAUGACGCAAUGGACGAAGACACAGUAUCGUUACCGCAUCAACAGAGUUUUUCAUCCUUGAAAACCGACAGCGAUUACAUCUAUCAGGUCCAUACUCCUUCUAUUCACAUACCGUUGUAUGAUUCUCAAGCAUUGAAAUCCUUCAAGCAGGGAGCUUCUCUUUAUUCCUUAACAUCAGCUAAAGAUCUGAAAAAUAGCGACUCGAGCACCUUUGGUUCACCAAUUAGGUCAUAUCGCUCGACAACCGGUAUUAGAAGCUUCGGUAGAGAUCUCAACACGGUGAAGGACACCUCGGAAUUGGCUGAUUAUCCUUUGAUUAAAUCCGACCCUUUGUCGACCAUCCAAAAGAGUGUGCCGGAUCUAAGAUUUUCCAGUCCGAGCCGGAAAACCGUUUCUGUCAAGUACGGUGGACCCAGUAACGUCUCGAAUUUGCUCCUCUCGCCCGAUACCGCUAGUAACUUCCUCUACAAACCGAAAACGAUCGACAGUAACGUUAAUCUGUAUUCUCAAACGAGAAAGAGUAGCUUAGAAGGUGUAUUGGAUGGCGCAGCUGUAGAUCGCGCGAAUAUAGUUGAGAACAUUCCGCAUGGACAUGGUAACUUUUCGGAAAUACCUCAAGUUCCAGCGUUAGAAAAUAGCCUACAAUCUAUUUUGGAAAGCGGGUCGCACGAAAUUGAAAGGGAGGAUUCCCAAGAAUCUCGAUUAAGGAUAAGCGAUGAUUUAGCGCUUCAAGAGAGCGCUGCUACUCUAAAGCCGAGCUAUUUAACGACGGGAAUUUUAGACACUGAAUUCUUCAAAAUUUCCUCGGAUGAUGCGUUACCUGAUAUAUCUGAUACCUCGAAUGUUACACAGCAAUUAUUUCCUAGCUCUUCUCGUUCAACUGUCGCCUACAAAAGAAACCAAAAUGAUUCGAAGGCGGGAGAUUCGGGCGGCCUAAGUGAUUAUUUGCUAUCUAUAACAUCUCCAAAAUUCGAAAAGCACAAAAAGAAUAGGACGCAGCAAAAUCCCGAUCCCUCUCAAGAUUCAGAUACACAAACUGAAUCUUUGUAAAAUAGCUUAUCGCUCUAGAGUCACUGUGUCUGUAGACCAUGGAUGACUUGUCCAAGUUUUACAUUGAUUUUAUCAAUAAUUUUAAGAUACCAUUUUAGAGCUUGAUUUAACUGUAAAUAUAUUUUAGCACGUUUAGAGAAUCAUAUAUAAAAUUAAACAUAUUGAUGUAGUCAAUGCACUUGGUUUCAUUUAUUUACACUAACUUUGGGCAAUUUCCCUUGGACAACGAUAUCAUUCUGCUUCUUUACGAAUCUUGUAAAUAUAUAUUCAAGAGUCAAACGCACCUGUUUGCACCGUGCUUUCUAACGCAAUAGUACACGCGAGACACGAUGUUUCUGUUAUAAUGCUUGGAUGUUUAAUUAAUGAAUUUAAUUUCACCGGCGUUGUAUUAACUUCACGGUAAUUUUUUUAAUUAAUUGGUUGAUUGACUGAUUGAUUGGAGGCCUGCCUCGGAAUGCAAAGCGGAAUGUUCUUUCUUCUUUCUUUGCAGAAUCACAGCGUUUAUGACUCGACCCAGUUUGACACGAACGCUACGCCAAUCAACCCGCUCUACGCGGCGUCUCUUCAAAGCCCAGAUAGUAUUACCGGUUACAGUAUAGACAGUCAAGAGGCACCGAAUCCGCCAAAUGGUUAUCAGCAAUGAACUUAUCGCGCAUAUCGAUUCGGUGUGCUACAGAAAAAGCUACAGAACAAACCUGGAUAUAUACGAACAAUUAUUUCAACGGUUAAAUUUUACUACGAAUUUCGUGAGAGCCCCUCUGAAGAAUUCGCUAUUUUUCUUCGAAAGGAGCGUAUCGUACACGAAGAAAAAAGUUUCGGAAUUGAAGUAACGUUAUGAAUGAUCUAAGGAAGGAUUCUAGUCGUUCUUAGAGAAUUUUCAAGGCCGUAAAUAAACACGAAUUGCUCCCGGUCUUCAUGUGAUAGUUGGCGCUGAUGCGCCAAAUUGUGAUCGCAAAAUGUUGGAAGAAAUCUCGUAAAAACUUGGAAUCUCUAGAUGGUUUUAAUUUGCUUUAUUGUUAGGGCCUGAGGUUCUUUCUCAAAGGAUAAUUAUUAGAAGGUGUACAGCAUUAAUUUAUAUUAUUUUUGUACUUAAAUAGAGACUUUGGGAUCGUCGCGCGAGUGAAUCUUUUAUAGCACGUGAAAAAGUAGAACUUUUUUUUCAACCAAACGUUUAUUUAUUCCAAAGUACGUACAAGAUGUAUAGGUCGUUUUAAAAUUCGCAUACUACUUCUUGAACGCAAACACUAGUCUAUCUCUUUUUUUUUUUAUUCAUUAAAUAUAUCUUCAUCUAAAUAAGGAGAAUUCGGUGAAACAAAAUUAGAAAAUAAAAAUUUAUAUCAACAUUCUUUAAAAUUAUCCCCGUUAUAAUGGUUAACAAUAAGUAGUGUGCGACUUUUGCAAUGCCCUAUGCAUGUAGUGCAAUCAAUCUCAUAGCGGAAUAUCGUCUUCGUCUCUAUAGUUUCGUAAUGAAAACUGCAAAAAAUUGGUGUAACGGCCACGGUGGGAUAUCAGAAAGACAAAAACCAAACACUUAGAUUUAACUUUCGAAUCUUGCUUAUCGUUUCUCCGUCCUUCUCAUCAAAGUGGACGUCGUAUCGUUCUAAGGUGAUCCCUCCUUGCGCGUGGAAUUACGCGCAAGCGACAAGCCGGACACGCGCUAUUUUCUUACUUUUGCAUCGAAAAUCAUUAGAUUGAUUAUAUAAGGACAAUAGGAGUCAUUAAGAUUGAAACACGUCGCGGGCGGAGAUAAUUUUUUAGAUUUAAGAAAAACUCUUCGACGCUCCAAUAACUAUUACGGAAGACUCCAUCCAUGAUGUAUAUACAUAAUCUGUAUUCUAAUGUAAAAGAUAUCGUACUAUUUAUAUAUACAUUAAUAUAUAUACACAUUAUAUAUAUACAUAUAUUUAUCGAUAUUAUGUAUCUCCGUAAUCUGACGUUUCAACUGUCAAAACAUUCGCUCCUGCGCUGUCCGCUUUUUUUUUUUUUUUAAUCGAACGUUUAUGGUUUAUGGCGCAGAAGGGAAGAUAAGAAAAAACAUAUACAAAAUUAGUAUUAUUAGAAAAUUGACGAAAUGUUUAUCACACAUCAUGCGACAUCCCCAAGACGUGAUCGUAGAUUCACGAGGUUGUAGAUUCCUCCGUUUUCCUAUGUGCAUUUUAGAGGAAGGAAGACUAAGAGGAACGGAAGAAAAAUCACAAGUGAUAAUGUAACUACGUAUUUCCUAGCGUUUAAGCCAUUCGAACUUGUAUAUAGCAAACGGAACAGCAUGAAAUAGUGUAUUACACGAGGAGUCUCUCAAUUGCUUUUUACCAUCUCCGACUGUCAAUCACCCCGCACUCUUCACGAACGUUACCUGCGACCGUCUGACCGUGUGUGAUUCUUUUGUAAGCAUCGAGUGCAGUAUAUAAGGCAAUAUUAUGUGACCGCGUCAUAUAGAUAUAAUUGAAAAAAAAAGUAAAAUAAACAUAAAUUACAAUUCACUGUA